This is a messenger RNA of Haemonchus placei, 312 nucleotides long. NCBI's taxonomy places the organism in Eukaryota, Metazoa, Nematoda, Chromadorea, Rhabditida, Trichostrongylidae. The record is from the annotation of a GenBank genome assembly.
AUGUUUGCCAACGGCCCCGAUCAGCAGUUCUACCAGACCCCAGCACCCCCACCACCGCCACCGUCUCAACAACCUCAACAACAACCCCAAUCACAACAGCAUCAAAGUGUGAUUGUACGGCAACCAGAUCUACCCGAUGAACCAGACGAUGCCGCCUAUGCUGCUUCAGCCUCCUACUAUGGCUUGGCACCGUCAGCAGUGGUUCCUAAUGCCUAUCCGUCUCCGUACAACAUGAAUAUGCCUAUUCCGUUUUUACUCGGUGACUGGAAUCAGCUUGGAAUGGUAGGAUUAUAUGCUUGUCGCCUUUUCUGA